Epinephelus fuscoguttatus (brown-marbled grouper) is the source of this 1345-nucleotide messenger RNA. RefSeq lists its product as uncharacterized. The transcript is spliced from 6 exons. Gene Ontology annotation, biological process: positive regulation of B cell receptor signaling pathway; regulation of B cell differentiation; positive regulation of cytokine production. Gene Ontology annotation, molecular function: transmembrane signaling receptor activity. The coding region runs from base 122 to 901 and encodes 259 amino acids. Gene Ontology annotation, cellular component: membrane raft. NCBI's taxonomy places the organism in Eukaryota, Metazoa, Chordata, Actinopteri, Perciformes, Serranidae. The record is from RefSeq and is a predicted model, not a curated record.
ACUCAGCACUGCAGUUUAUGUACCAAGACAAACUGAAACACUGAAUAGAUUUGUGGAACAACCUCAACGAAAAAGAAGGUUAAAAUCGAAAUAUCUUUACACAAACCUCAAAGAUCGCAACAUGGGAGCGCAACAAGUUUGUCAUCUUUCGUUAAUCUCUACCUGGAUAUCUGUCUUUGUCUUCCUCUCUGUAUGCUCUGGAUCAGGCGCAACAGAACUCAGCCUGAAGGGCCGAGUCUUUGUGGCCUUUGUGGGCGAACAUCUCAACAUUAGCUGUGAGUUGAAGAUACCAGCAAACCACACCUCAGAUGUGUUGAUGUGCUUUGAUCCUAAAGGCAACGAGAUAUACAGGUGUGAAAUCCCUGAAUCUGACCAGCCACAAAAUCUCAACCUGAUUUUGGAGCCAAAAAAUCUGAGCCUUUCAGGAGAAUACAGCUGCACAUAUGGUACUGACAAGGUGUACUGGUUUCUUCAAGUGAGAAGUGAAGGCUACAGGGAAAUACGGGAUUACACACAAUUCUACAUAGUCGCCAUCAUUACUGGUCUGCUGCUGGUUGUCAGUGUAGUCGGCUCAGUGAUUGUCUUCAGAGAACGUGGGAAAGAACCCAUCACUGAAGGUGGUGACACUGUCAGAAAACGAAAGCAGAACAGAGAAAAAAUGAAGGAGAGCGAAACGGAGGAAGACAGCAUCAAUGCAAUAACAUCUUCGUCCAACUCUUUCUAUGCUAGUCUAGAGACUCGGCCCAGGUCCAUUUAUGAUGUGCUGGAUCUCUCGGCUGCUAACAGGAUGCCAGGCCAAAGCAAAGCUAAACCCAAGAUAAAAGAACCCAAAGAAACGAUGGCACAAUCCACACAAGACCAGCAAGAAGGCGUAUUUGAGUCUGUCUAUGAAAACUUUUGAAUCACAAAUAAACUUUUAUCAGCAGAUUGUGAUACAGUGUUUAUGACUUAGAUGAUCUCAUUUUGCUUGCUGUGUCAUUUUUACCUGCUACCAGUCACAAAACCAAAAUGUUAAAAUACUGUUACAUGAACAUGUUUUUCAAGUAAAAAUACAUUAUCAGCAAACAUAUCCUCAAAGAGUAAAUGCUAAAGUAAUCAUUAUGCAGGCAAAAUGACCUUUAUCAUUCUUAAAGCAUAAUUUAUUACAUUAAUACUAUGGAUGCAUUAACAUUGUAAUGUUGUAGCUGGCUGUGGUGGAGAGAAUACUAACUAUUGAAUUUAUUGUUGGGGGUGACAUUUUCUGUAUUACUAUGCAUUAUAUGUUUAAAAUAUGAUUCUGAAAAGUAUAGUAAUUACAGCUGCCUGAUAAAUGUAGUGGAAUAAAAUCUACAAUAAAUUUUAAAAA